CAUCAACUGGAUAGGAGUAGCGACAGAUGUUGCUUAGACGAUGGCUUUAGUCUUACUGUUGUAUGACUUUGUAAGAUCUUGUGUCAAUAAUUAAUAAAAGGGUCUGUCUAGAACUCAGUCGACUGAGACUUAACCAAGUCUCAGUCGAGUGACGUCAGCAUAGUUCUUUUGCUGCAAACGGCACGGCUAGAUGCUACAACCGAUGAUGAAAAAUGUUGCAACGGUUUUACCAGCAAUGAAAAUUGGUGCUGCAGCUGGUGUGAUUAAAAUGCUACAACCGUCAAUGCCAGAUGUUACAACCGGUGAGACGAUAUGCUACAAUCGAUGAGGGACAACAUGCUACAACCAACAAGACGAAUGCUGCAACCGGUAGAAAAAAAGUUGCAAGCGUUGAAAAAAAAUGUUGCAUGGUCGACUGAGACUUGGUUAAAUCUCAGUCGACUGAUUUUUAGCAAGCCCGUUAAUAAAAUGGUUGUAUGCAUCGUCCAGAUGCAGAGGCCGGGGGUCAUCCUCUUUUUCUAAAAAAAACAAAGCGUCCCAUCGUUGCUACAUAAGAGAAAUCAGCCAAAUUUUGUCUGGCUUCCACUGGGUGACCAGCUAGCAGGAGUUCAAAGUCAACAGCCGUUCCAGUUUGUGUUCAUUGACAGCCUGUUGUAGUGACGAGAAGGAUCAGAAAGCAGCAGCUGAACCACACAAAGAAACCCACGGUACUGGAAACCCUACCACUGGUUGCCUACAAGAAUACAACAACGAAAAAUAUAGCUUGACUAUUUGGUUACCAGCAAUGACAAAAUGCUCAGUUGAAGGAAACAUUUAACAACUAAAUGAUGUGGGAUAUGCUUGGAUUCUCUGAAACUUAUUUAUGUGCCGACCUAUGAGUCCUUGGCGGCUUUAAUUAUUUUAUUGCUGACCUGGGCAACAUGUCUCAUUUUCAUUCAAACUCAUCUUCAAUAUUACUAGAUGCAUCCUUAUAGACUAGGAAGAAGCAAGCACGAAGGAAGGAACUAAGAAAAGUAUGCAGAAGACUCGGACAACAAGUGGUGCCUAAGUAACUACAAGUAGCCCAACUCCGCUAUAAUGAACAGCCAAACAAAGUAGAUGCAAGUGCACCACUGCAAACCACAUCGCAGAUCCACAAAAUACAGAAUUGCAGACAUGCCUAGCAAGAAGAUUAUUUUCUUCAAACUAGUCAUAAGCCUUAGCCUUGCUGCUCGCAGUACUGGCAAUGAGGACGAUCAAUUUGUAUACUCAGGCUUCACCGGCAGCAACCUCGCCCUCGAUGGCAAUGCCAGGAUCACGCCGAGCGGUCUCCUCGAGCUGACCAAUGGUACAGCUCGGGUUAAAGGCCAUGCAUUCCAUCCAAACCCCAUGCGCUUCCACAAAUCUCCCAAUGGCACGGUGCACUCUUUCUCUGUAUCGUUUGUGUUUGCCAUCCUCUCCGCCGACCCUGACUUGAGUGGUCAUGGCCUUGCCUUCUUCAUUGCACCAACCAGGAAUUUCUCAGCUGCAUUCCCAACCCAGUACUUGGGCCUCUUCAGUGACCAGAAUAAUGGUGACCCAAACAACCACAUUUUUGCGGUUGAGCUUGACACUAUCCAAAAUUAUGACUUAGAAGACAUCAACAGCAACCACAUCGGCAUCAACAUCAACAAUCUUCACUCUGUGCAAUCUCAUGAUGCUGGCUAUUACAGUAAUCAGAGUGGCAUCUUUGAGAGGUUGGCACUCAAUAGCCACAAGGCGAUGCAAGUGUGGGUGAACUAUGAUAGAGAGGCCAUACAGAUCAACGUGACCAUGGCCCCCAUCAAUCUGGCAAAACCUGAGAGGCCACUGCUUUCAACCACUUUUAAUCUCUCGACAGUAAUCACUAGUCCAGCAUAUAUUGGCUUCUCAUCCUCUACAGGCACAGUCAGCGCGCAGCACUAUGUGCUUGGUUGGAGCUUUGGCAUGGACAGCCUCGCUCCACCCAUCGACAUUUCCAAACUCUCUGAGCUGCCUCGUCUUGGUCAGAAGGCUCAGUCCAUGAGAUUACAUAUACUUUUACCAAUAGGAAUUGUGGUGUUCCUCUUUGCAGUAACUGCUACCAUCUUUCUGCUCAUACGGAAGAAUCUAAGGUAUGCUGAGCUAUGUGAAGAUUGGGAGGUUGAGUAUGGGCCGCACCGGUUCUCGUACAAGGAUUUGUUUGAUGCCACAGAAGGAUUUAAAGACAAGAACCUACUAGGUGGUGGAGGGUUCGGAAAGGUAUACAAAGGGGUGUUGCGUAUAUCAAGAUUCAAUAUCGCUGUGAAGAAGGUGUCGCACGACUCAAAACAAGGAAUGAAGGAAUUCAUUGCAGAGAUUGUUAGCAUAGGCCGCCUUCAACACCGCAAUCUUGUCCAAUUACUGGGAUAUUGCCGGCGAAAAGGUGAGCUUCUUUUAGUAUAUGAUUAUAUGCCAAAUGGAAGCCUAGACAAAUACUUAUAUGGCAAAGAUGGAAAGCCUACUUUGGAUUGGUCUCAGCGGUUUCAAAUCAUCAAAUGUGUAUCAAAUGGAUUACUCUACCUUCACGAGGAGUGUGAGAAAAUUAUCAUACAUCGAGACAUCAAGGCAAGCAAUGUGCUCAUCGAUACCGAGAUCAGUGGACGAAUAGGUGACUUUGGUCUUGCAAGGUUGUAUGACCAUGGUAGCGACCCAGAAGCCACACGUGUUGUUGGCACCAUAGGAUACCUAGCUCCAGAGCUUGCACGCACUGGCAAGGCAACCCCAUUUACGGAUGUAUUUUCCUUCGGUGUGUUCAUUCUUGAGGUCACCUGUGGGCAAAAGCCCAUCAUGGAAGAUACGGAGGAAGGCCAUCUCAUGCUAGUUGACUGGGUGCUUGAACAUUGGCAUAAAGGUUCACUCAAUGAUGCAGUGGACAUCAAGCUUCAAGGCGAAUAUGAUGUUGGUGAAGCAUGCUUAGCACUAAAGCUAGGAUUAUUGUGCUCUCACCCAUUUACAAACAUAAGGCCAACUAUGAGGCAAAUCAUGCAGUACCUCAACAAGGAAAUGCCACUACCGGAGUUGAUGCCAACACAUUUAAGCUUCUGCAUGCUGGCUUUGAUGCAGAGCGAAGGUUUCAACCCUUGCAUCAUAUCACAUUCUUCAUCAGCAACGAGCUUUGGCACAAUGUCAAGCCUUUCAGGAGGGCAGCAGGAUGCGUCGAUGCUUGACCUCAUCUCCAGUCUCUGGUCGCAGACAGCUUCGCUUCGAGUGGCUGCUGAUGUGGCAAGCGUCGUCGACUCAGCCUGUCUCAGCUUAGCUGUUGAGCUACUGCCUCUGGCCUGCGCAGCCCUAUCUGGCAUGAGGGCAACUGGAAACCAUUGUUCACAGUUAUACUUGCAAAAUACUAUGUUCUUGCAUAUUCUUGAGAUGUCAUGGGUCACACCCAUGCUUGACAAGAAACAUAAGUGUUUCAUUCCAUGCCAACUCUUCUUCCUGUUCAUUUGCCUCAACCGAGCACCCUUCACCAUUGCUAAUGACCAGUUUGUCUACUCCGGCUUCGCCCAAGCUAACCUCAGCCUUGAUGGAGCUGCCACAAUCACACCAGAUGGACUCCUUGAACUAACAAAUGGCACCUUUAACCUCCAAGGCCAUGCUCUAUACCCAACUCCUCUACACUUCCGCACGUCGCCUAGUGGUUAUGUACAGUCUUUUUCUAUCAGCUUCGUCUUCAGCAUCCUCUCCGCCUACCCUGACAAGAGUGCUGAUGGCAUGGCCUUCUUCGUCACCAGAAACAAGAAUUUCUCCAGUGCGUUGCCAGCCCAGUACUUGGGGCUCCUCAAUAACCAGAACAACGGUAAAGCAAGCAACCAUAUAUUUGCGGUGGAGCUUGACACCAAUCAAAAUAGUGAGUUCCAGGACAUCAAUGGCAACCAUGUUGGUAUCAACAUAAAUAGUCUCCACUCUGUGCAAUCCCAUGAUGCUGGCUUCUUUGAUGACAAAACUGGUAUGUUCAAGAACUUGAGCCUCAUUAGCCGUGAGAUGAUGCAGGUGUGGGUAGAGUAUGACGGAGGAGCUACAAAGGUCGAUGUAACUUUGGCUCCCAUCAAAAUGGCCAAGCCUGCAAGACCAUUACUGUCAACCAUCUAUGAUCUCUCAACAGUUUUCACAGACACGGCAUACAUUGGCUUCUCGUCCGCAACUGGAGUCAUCAAGUCAAGAUACUACAUACUUGGCUGGAGCUUCAGCAUGGGAAAGACUGCUCCUGGGAUUGACACAACCAAGCUGCCACAGUUACCUCAUGUUGGCCCAAAGCCUCACUCAAAGGUCUUAAAGAUUGUCCUGCCAAUAGUCAUUGCAGCAUUCAUCCUUAUUGCUGGAAUUAUCAUCAUUUUAUUUGCUCGAAGGAAAUUGGCAUAUACCGAGCUACAAGAAGACUGGGAGAUCGAGUUUGGGCCACAUCGAUUCCCGUAUAAGGAUUUGUUCAUAGGCACACAAGGAUUUAAUAAUAAGAACAUACUCGGAGCAGGAGGAUUCGGAAAGGUGUAUAAAGGCAUACUUCCUACAUCUCAAUUGGAGGUUGCGGUGAAGAAAUUGUCACAUGAUUCAAAGCAGGGAACAAAGGAAUUCAUUACUGAGAUUGUUAGCAUGGGCCGCCUUCGUCACCGCAACCUCGUGCAGUUACUUGGCUAUUGCAGGGGAAAAGGUGAACUCCUUUUGGUCUAUGAUUACAUGCCAAAUGGUAGUCUUGACAAGUACCUGCACUGUGAACAAGAAAUGCCCUUACUAGAUUGGGCAAUGCGGUUUCAUAUCAUCAAAGGAGUUGCAUGUGGCCUGCUCUACCUCCAUGAGAAGUGGGAUAAAGCUAUCAUCCACAGAGAUAUCAAAGCAAGCAAUGUGCUUCUCGAUAGCGAAUUAAAUGGGCGACUAGGAGAUUUUGGCCUUGCAAAAUCGUAUGAUCAUGGUACUGACCCACAUACCACACGUGUGGUCGGUACCAUGGGUUACCUUGCCCCAGAACUGUUACGCACAGGCAAGCUGUCUGCUCUUACGGAUGUUUUUGCCUUUGGCAUAUUCCUUCUUGAGGUCACCUGCGGGCAAAGGCCUGUCAAGCAGGAUGCAAAUGGCGAUCGAGUUAUGUUGGUUGACUUGGUACUUGAGAAUUGGCAGAAAGGAACAAUGGUGGAGAUAAUAGACCAGAGGCUCCAAGGCAAGUGCAAAACAGAUGAGGCAUGCCUGGUCCUGAAGCUUGGUCUAUUGUGCUCACAACCCUUUGCUAGCACAAGGCCUAGCAUGCAUCAAGUCAUGCAAUACCUCAACGGAGACAUGCCAUUACCAGAGUUCGCACCAACCGAUAUGAGCUUCAGCAUGCAAGCCUUGAUGGAAAACAGGGGAUUCAACCCUUCUAGCGUGUCAAAUCCACAGCUCAUGACAAGCAUUGCUACAUUGUCAGGCCUCUCGGGAGGGAGAUAAAAAAAAUUCCUAGCCCUUAGCACUGUUAUGGGUGUUUCAUUGUAUAUUUUUCAUGGGGCCUUUAGCUAUAUAUGGGGAAAUACAUCC
Messenger RNA from Aegilops tauschii subsp. strangulata, 5514 nucleotides. Its product is annotated as L-type lectin-domain containing receptor kinase SIT2-like. The record is from RefSeq and is a predicted model, not a curated record. Gene Ontology annotation, molecular function: ATP binding; protein kinase activity; carbohydrate binding. Gene Ontology annotation, biological process: protein phosphorylation. NCBI's taxonomy places the organism in Eukaryota, Viridiplantae, Streptophyta, Magnoliopsida, Poales, Poaceae.